CGACAAGAGCCUCCAGUCCACAUCUCAAACAUUCAUUCUGCUCCAUUGCUCUCCAUCUCCCACAACCCAUAUUGUAGCUCAACUCAAAUCCCAUACAGAGAGAGCUACCUAUCUGUUGUUCUGUGCUUGAAUCCGCUGAUAUCUGACCCAUACCACAUCCCCGAAUAUGCCGCCAUCGAAGGAUGAAGAGAAGCCUCAAGCGGCCGACAAGGGCAAAGGCAAGGUCGAGGAAGGCAAGGACACUCAACCUGGAGUUGAGGCGGAGAAAGAUACCAAGGACAAAGAUGAUCUCAAUCUGCCAGCCGAGGAGCUGAGUGAGGAAGACCAGAAGCUCAAAGAGGAGCUGGAGAUGCUUGUGGAAAGAAUACAGGAAUCUGACACGAGCCUAUACAUACCGGCUGUGGACGCCAUCAAGAACUUCAUCAAGACCUCAACAUCAUCCAUGACCGCCGUACCAAAACCCCUAAAGUUCCUCCGACCGCACUAUGAGAGCUUGGAAAAGGCGUAUGAAGGUUGGGCGGACGGAGAAGCCAAAUCAUCCCUGGCGGACAUGCUCUCAGUAUUGGGAAUGACCCAUACAGACGAGGAUAGGCGAGAGACCUUGAAAUACCGGUUACUUUGUCCAUCAAAAGAUCUGGGUUCCUGGGGACACGAAUACAUGCGACAUCUUGCGCUGGAAAUCGGGCAGGAAUACCAAAGCAGACUGAACGAGGAACAGGCAACGGAGGAUUUGACGGACCUUGCGUUGACUUUGGUUCCAUUCUGUCUCAAGCACAAUGCAGAGGCAGAUGCUGUGGACAUCCUCAGCGAUAUGGAGAUGAUUGAACAGAUCACACAGUACUUGGACAAGGAUACCUAUUCGAGAGUAUGCCUCUACAUGGUCAGCAUGGUUCCAUUACUUACGUAUCCGGACAACGAUCGAUUCUUGAGAACGGCAUACUCGAUUUACCGGGAGUACAAACAAUUCACGCAAGCCAUUGUACUCGCAAUCCGCCUCAACGACCGCAACCUCAUCGAAGAAGCAUUCAACUCGACACAAGACCGGUCGAUUCGACGACAAAUGGCCUUCUUGGUUGCCAGACAACGGAUUCAAUUGGAUCUUCCAGAGGGUGAGGACGAUGAUCCGGAGCUAGCUGACUGUUUGAACAACACGAAGCUACCGGAACAUUUCAAGGCUCUCGGGAAAGAACUCAACAUCCUUGACCCCAAGACUCCCGACGAUAUCUACAAAACGCAUCUUGAGAGCUCAAGGACAGCAGGCUUGACUAAUACGGACUCGGCGAGACAUAACCUGGCUGGUGCCUUUGUGAAUGCGUUUGUCAAUGCUGGAUUUGGAGAAGACAAGCUGCUUCUCGGACAAGAUAGCAAGACGAACUGGGUUUACAAGACUAAAGAUGAGGGCAUGAUGUCCACAGCGGCCUCUAUGGGCCUACUGAUGCAAUGGGAUGUUGAGACUGGCCUGGACAAGAUCGACCCGUACACAUAUGUUCCCGAGGACUAUGUCAAAGCCGGUUCUGCUCUUGCUACCGGCAUCAUCAACUCCGGUGUGCGAAUGGAGUCCGACCCUGCUAUUGCCCUUCUCAACGAGAAUGCCGUGAGUUCCAAGAACGUCAACAUCCGCGUGGCCUCCAUCAUGGGGCUUGGACUCGCAUACGCAGGAUCGAACAAGCAAGAGCUUCUCGACAUUCUGCUCCCUCAAAUCACCGACACCGAUUGCGACAUGCAAAUCUCCGCCAUGACCGCCCUUGCUCUGGGUCUCGUCUUCGUCGGAUCUGCACAGAGCGACAUCAGUGAAGCCAUCAUUCAGACGUUCCUUGACGAUGACAGGCAGCCUCAACUCAAGGACAAGUGGACACGGUUCAUGGCCCUGGGACUUGCGCUUCUCUAUUUUGGUCAGCAGGAGGAGGUCGAUGUCAUUCUCGAGACCCUCAAGGCUAUUGACCAUCCGAUGUCGAAGCCAAGCUCGGUGUUGGCGGAAGUCUGUGCCUGGGCCGGCACCGGAGCGGUAUUGAAGUUGCAGCAGCUUCUGCACAUCUGCAAUGAGCCCAUCGAAGACGAGAGCGAAGAAAAGAAGGGCGAUGAGCUUCUCCAGGCGUAUGCCGUCAUCGGUCUCUCGCUUGUUGCCAUGGGCGAAGACAUUGGCCAGGAUAUGGUCUUGCGCCAAUUCGCGCAUCUCAUGCAUUACGGCGAAGCCAAUAUCCGCAAAGCCGUGCCCCUUGCUAUGGGUCUCAUCAGCCCCAGCAACCCGCAGAUGAAGGUCUACGAUACACUUUCUCGAUACAGCCACGACAAUGACAACGACGUCGCGAUCAACGCCAUCUUCGCCAUGGGCCUGUCGGGCGCCGGAACCAACAACGCUCGCCUCGCCCAACUCCUCCGCCAGCUAGCCAGCUACUACCACCGCGAUGCCAACGCGCUAUUCAUGGUCCGCAUCGCCCAGGGACUGGUGCACAUGGGCAAGGGCACCCUCUCCGUGAGCCCGUUCCACACAGACCGCCAAGUCCUCUCCCGCGUCGGCGCCGCCAGCCUGCUCACCGUGCUCGUCUCGCUCAUCGACGCGAAGCAGUUCAUCCUCGCCGACUCGCAUUGGCUGCUGUACUUCCUUGUCGCCGCCAUCCAUCCGCGCUUCUUGAUCACCCUCGACGAGGAGCUGAAGCCGGUGACCGUCAACGUGCGCGUGGGCCAGGCGGUAGAUAUCGUGGGGCAGGCUGGGCGACCGAAGACGAUCACCGGAUGGCAGACACAGAGCACGCCGGUGCUGCUGGCCUAUGGUGAGCGGGCGGAGUUGGAGGAUGAGCAGUAUAUCAAUCUCAGCAGUACGCUGGAGAACGUGGUCAUUCUACGAAAGAACCCCGAGUGGCAGGAGUAGUGAACGAAAGGAAGGCUCGCUUUCCUUCUAUUUCGGCUUAUCGUUAGAAUAGACGAUUUGUAGCAUUGGAACUCCGGCGUUGUCGAUAGUUGAUAUACCACGCUGCACCUUACAAUAAUCGAGCGCUUUCUUCACCAAAAAAAUCUCUCCUGUGUCGUCCGCGCCGUGGUCCAAUUCCGUUGAGGUAGUUGUAAUAAUUCUAUGGCACAUCUAUCAAUGGCUGUCCUUUCUGGCAAUACUGAACGAUAACGUCGACCAAUUUCUUCAGGGCUUCUUUUUGGACGAAGACAUCCGCGUGAUCGAAAUGGUCGAACCAGACUACCUCCAGCCCACUCCCGGUCAGAUAGGUGUUUCUCCAGUCCGUAUUUUUGUCUCGCGCCAGGUAUUUCCCGACCGCGGGAGCAUUCACGAUGAUAUCCUC
Messenger RNA from Eremomyces bilateralis CBS 781.70, 3290 nucleotides. RefSeq names its product 26S proteasome regulatory complex, non-ATPase subcomplex, Rpn1 subunit. Lineage: Eukaryota; Fungi; Ascomycota; Dothideomycetes; Eremomycetales; Eremomycetaceae. The record is from RefSeq and is a predicted model, not a curated record. Gene Ontology annotation, molecular function: enzyme regulator activity. Gene Ontology annotation, biological process: proteasome-mediated ubiquitin-dependent protein catabolic process; regulation of protein catabolic process. Gene Ontology annotation, cellular component: proteasome storage granule; proteasome complex; nucleus. The transcript has 5 exons. Bases 167 to 2869 code for a protein of 900 amino acids.